AUGCAACCACCACAGCUGAACGUGAUAGACGAGAAUCUCUCUCCAUCAUUCUCGGCAACAAAUGGCGGGAGUACCGACACCCUAUCAUCGCUUGCAGACGAGCUUGGGGACGAUACUUCGCUGUCGCUGAACGAUGACCUGGCGUCUAUGCGACACUCAUCGAGAAGAAGCUUUGACUCUUCGUCUGUCUUCACUUCAAGUUUCAGACCGAGUCUGGAUGACUCAAUUCCCGAAUUGGGUACAAAUAGGCUGAGCAUUCAGAAGGUUAGUCCGCUGGGACCCAAUUCGAUCUUUGAACUCGUGGCGGAUGUGGAUUCUAGAAAGCAAGCUUCAUCGCUGAGUCCCAGCUUGAACAGGAGUCGAAGAAGAAUCAACAUUCUACCGCCAACCUCCAAGGAUAUUCCUCCAAUUCAGCUGUCAAAAUUGGAGAAGGCCUCCAAGGAGGUGUUCAAAGAGUACCUCUCCCAAGUUGGUAAGGAAUACGAAAAGUACAACUCCAAUAAAAGACUGACGGCGUCUACGCUACAGACGCUAUCACGGAGGGUCUCCGUGGGUGCGAAUGGUGAAGUACUAGAGGAAGAGAAGGAUGGGCUGAAUACCAUCCCAGAGGUAUUCUUUAGUGAAGACUUUAACCUCGACGACCCGAGAAUCUUCAAGCUGGUUACUGAAGGGCAACCAGUGGAUAGCAUGAACGAAUCUCUACAGGAGAAGAUUUCAUGGUAUUUGGACACCAUUGAGAUACAUCUCGUUAAUGAGAUCUCGAAAUCAUCUGGUUCUUUUUUCACUGCGUUGAGUGAUUUGAGUGAAAUCAACGAUAAGAAUGACAAAGCCGUUGAGCUCAUAAAACAGCUGAAAAGUAAACUGGAUAUUGUCAAGGAGAAGAAGAUUAUGCAUAACUUGAAGCGGAUGGAAUUACAGAGGAAAAAGGAUAACGUUGCUAAAUUGGAACAAGGUUUACUCCAGGCAUCCACUGCACUCAUACUGACGGAGGAAGCAUCUGAAAUUCUCCUGAGAGGAGAAUAUGACAGUUGUUUGGACAAGAUUGAUUACGUGGAAAGCCUUUUAUCAGGCCAUUGUUCAGAUUUGAAAUGGCCUUAUCCAUUGCAAGAUCUUUGUGGGGUUGAAGGACUAUCACAGUGUCGUCAAAAGCUGUGUAAAUUGAGAGAACAGACUGGUGAAUCGUAUUCGAAACUGUUUACUGAUCUACUCUUGCAAGAUAUCAGACAACAUUAUGAAAGCAUUGACUUCAAAGAAUCUCUUGAAAGAAUGAUUAAAGGCAAAAAUUAUAACAAACCUGUGGGUGAAGAUUUCAAGUCCCAGUUGACAAAAUACAUAGUUGGGCUUUCGAGAUCUCAAGAAAUUGCCACUGCCUUCAAGAGCUAUGAGGGUGCUGUUGUCAACGAAAUUAAGAACAUUGUCCGUGUAUUCCUACCUUCAGAGGAACAACCAGACAGUAAGGAUUCAACUUCUUCUCAAAAUUCUUCUUCCUCUAAACCACACAGUCUGAGUGCAUUGAUAAAGAUGAUGUCUCCAAGAGAAUUUGAGGUCAUGUUAAUAAAGAUCUUCACGUCAGUCUCUGAAGGUCUUAGAAGGUUAACUGUUCAUCAGAAGUUAUUGAUGGAUCUUGCACUUGAUAAUAUCACAGUAAAGGAACAAGACCAAUAUGACUUAUUCAAACAACUCGAUAUUAGAAGUUGCAUUACCAAGUCGACAGAGAUCAUACAAGUGCGUAUAGGUAAAAUCACCGCAGUUCGAAGAGACCUUACUGCAUCUUUGAGAUAUGACUAUUUCUUGAGAUUUUACUACAUCAUAUCAAAAUUCCUGGAAGAGUGUGAAAACAUUUGUGGGUCUUCAUUUAACUACCUACCAGACAUUAUGGCCCAACAGAUCAAGGCUUUCAACUCGUCAUUCCAACAUACAAAUUUGAACAGAAUCUCUGCCUUCUUGAACACAGAAGAUUGGAAGCCUGCGAUUGUAUCACCAGACUUACAGGAGUUUGUGAUCCACUUAAUGGGCAACAAUAAGUUGGAUUCAGAAAAGAAAUGGAAGCACGACCUGACGCAUUUGAACGAUAUUGCCGAUGAUUCACCAGAUCAAGAACAGGCCACAUCACAUAAGAGAUCCAUUUCCGUUGGCGACAAGACCUUCGUUGCCUCCAAAUCCCUGUUAAGUACACUCGAUAUCGUUAGAGAUAUACUCAUACUUCGGGAAAACUUCAACCAGCUGAGCUCGGUGUAUGAAGGCUACCUGAUUGAAGCCGUCGAGUGCUACAAGAGCAAGGCAUUGGCGAGCGUCAAGAAUCCAGACGGGACAUUCGAUAAAUCAAAGAACAUCAGUAUCGUUAACGAAUCCUUGGAUUGUCUCACUGAAGUGCUUCAAUGCUCAAGGGAAGCACAAGAUUGGUGA
Messenger RNA from Williopsis jadinii, 2406 nucleotides. RefSeq names its product Vps54p (gene VPS54). NCBI's taxonomy places the organism in Eukaryota, Fungi, Ascomycota, Saccharomycetes, Phaffomycetales, Wickerhamomycetaceae. Gene Ontology annotation, cellular component: GARP complex. Gene Ontology annotation, biological process: Golgi to vacuole transport; retrograde transport, endosome to Golgi. The coding region runs from base 1 to 2406 and encodes 801 amino acids. Gene Ontology annotation, molecular function: syntaxin binding. The transcript has a single exon. The record is from RefSeq and is a predicted model, not a curated record.